GAUAUUGUUUAAUUUAAUUAUCGAUUAUUUAAUUAGUUAAGUUUUUAAAAUGUUGACGGGAUGGAGGAAAACGGUUUCUCGAAUGUUUCUAAUACCUCAGAGAUAUGUUUUGGGCAUCAUGGGAUUUUUGGCGGUUGCCAACGCCUACACAAUGAGAAUAUGUUUGUCGGUUGCAAUAAAUGUUAUGGUUGUUCCUAAAGAAGAAAGUAAUACCACACAUCAUGUUGAUGAUGAUCUACAAUGUCCAGCUGAUCCAUCGAGUGGCAGUUCAAACAAAUUGACUGGUAUCUACGACUGGACUAAUACAGAGCAAGGCCUGAUCCUAAGUUCGUUCUUCUGGGGUUACGUAAUAACGCAUUUACCAGGAGGAUUACUGGCAGAAAGAUUUGGUGGAAAAUAUACCCUUGGUUUUGGAAUUUUGGGCACUGCUGUUUUCACACUUCUGACACCAGUUGUGGUAGAAGAAUUUGGUGCCACUGGAUUGAUCGUUAUUCGAGUCAUUGAGGGAUUGGGAGAGGGUACUACUUUCCCAGCCUUGAACUCUCUACUAGCCCAAUGGGCACCACCUUUAGAAAGAUCCAAAUUGGGUUCUUUGGUGUUUGGUGGAGCCCAAUUUGGUACCAUUGUUGGAAAUGCCUUGAGUGGAGUUGUGUUACAUGCCACUGAAGAUUGGAGAAGUGUAUUUUAUCUUUUUGGUGGAUUAGGAACUUUAUGGUUUAUCAUUUGGGUGAUGAUCUGUUACAACGAUCCAGCAUCUCAUCCUUUUAUCACGGAUUCAGAAAAAGAGUAUAUCCAAGAAACUUUAAAAUGCACAUCCAGGGAAACUGAUUUACCACCUACACCAUGGAGAGCAAUUUGGACAUCUGUUCCAUUGUGGGCACUUAUUUGCGCACAGAUUGGACACGAUUGGGGUUUCUUCACGAUGGUAACCGAUCUUCCCAAAUACAUGAACGACAUUUUGAAGUUCAACAUUUCUGAAAAUGGAUUAUAUUCUGCUCUUCCAUAUGUCGUCAUGUGGAUCGUGUCGAUUUUAUCUGCAAUUUGGUGCGAUCAUAUGUUGAAGAAGAAGAUGUUGAGUGUCACCAAUGCUAGGAAAUUAUUCACAACGAUAGCAUCUGUUGGUCCAGCUUGUUUCAUCAUCGGAGCAUCAUUUGCUGGUUGUGAUAAAACUCUUGUGGUUGCCCUGUUCACCAUUGGAAUGGGUUUCAUGGGAACUUUCUACGCCGGUAUGAAAAUCAACGCAUUAGAUUUAAGUCCAAAUUAUGCCGGUACAUUGAUGGCCAUCGUCAAUGGUAUUGGGGCACUUUCCGGAAUUAUCACUCCUUAUCUGAUAGAAGAGUUGACGCCAAAUCACUCUUUGGUAGAAUGGCGAGUUGUCUUCUGGAUCGCCUUCGGAGUCUUCAAUGUGACCAACUUAGUUUAUAUAUUGUUCGCAUCGGCGGAAACCCAAUGGUGGAACGAUCCUCUUAAAAACAAUCCGAAAAUGGACGUUGAAAAAGAACAACAUAAAAUAGAGGAUUUUAAUGCGAAAAAAAUUAGCCAAUAAUAAUUUUAAUCUAGUAAGCAAAAAUUAGGUUCAAAUAAAACGUACUAAGGGUAAAGAGAUCUAGAGUCGGUGAAAAAAGAAGAAAGAAACGAUAAUUUUGAGAUGAGGACUGAAAUUAUUCACCUCAGAUGGGAACAAUAUAGAUUAUAUAAACAAAUUCGUUAGUUUUGAAACAAAACAUAUUUUUAAGCUUUAAACGGAUUUU
This is a messenger RNA of Ctenocephalides felis (cat flea), 1751 nucleotides long. Its product is annotated as putative inorganic phosphate cotransporter. Gene Ontology annotation, biological process: transmembrane transport; monoatomic anion transport. The record is from RefSeq and is a predicted model, not a curated record. Gene Ontology annotation, cellular component: membrane. The coding region runs from base 50 to 1546 and encodes 498 amino acids. Gene Ontology annotation, molecular function: transmembrane transporter activity. NCBI's taxonomy places the organism in Eukaryota, Metazoa, Arthropoda, Insecta, Siphonaptera, Pulicidae. The transcript is spliced from 11 exons.